GCUCCAGGCGAUUGGUCAGCGCGGCCGCCGCUCAACGCUCCACUGUCUGCGGAUUGGUGCAGCGGCGCGGGCGGGCUCCUCCCUGGGCUCGGUCUUCAAGGCUCGCGGAGAGCGAAUGUCGUCAUGAGCGAACAACAGGACAGUAUGGCCACCACUGUUGCUGUCAGUCCCAGCGAAUACCUUCAGCCCUCCACCGCUUCCACGCAAGACACCCAGCCCUCCCCUCUGGCGCUCCUGGCUGCCACCUGUAGUAAGAUCGGCCCUCCUGCUGCUCAGGCUCCUGUCACCUCUCCUCCAGCACAGCCCCAGCCUCGCAGGCUCCUCCCCAUAAAGCCGGCUCCAAUCGCCCCUGCUCCGCCCAAAAACCUGGGUUUUCUGUCAGCCAAGGGCAAUGUGAUCCAGCUCCCUGCCGGCCUGGGCUCCACGGCUCCUGGCAGCCCCAUCGUCCUCACUAUUCAGCAGAGCCCGGCUCGCACCAACACCACGGCCCCCGCCAACAUCCAGUACCAGGUGGUGCCGCAGAUUCAGGGUCCCCAGACUAUCCAGGUGAUGCCACAGGGUGGUCAGAUCCAGCUCAUACCGGGCACCAACCAGGCCAUCAUCACCACCCCCAUGACUGUACCGGCCCCCGCCACCGCUCCGAUCACGCCUCAGAAGACUGUAGCCAUCAAGCCCUCCCCUAAGUUACGGAAGCCAAACAACUCUACUGCAAACAUGGUGCAGCUGCCCAGCGGGCUCACGCUGCCGCUCAACGUGGCGACCGGAGAGGUGGGCGGGGCUCAAAUCGUCACAGAGACGGCAGCCGCCCCUCCCACCCCUGGAAAGGGACGACGAGGGAGGAAGAAGAAAGUGGUUCUGGCUGCGCAGCCUCCGAUUCCUCCUCCUGCACAGGCUGCCUCCCCUCCCCCAGAGCAGAUGGAGACCAUCCUGAUAGAAGCUGGUGACAACAUCAUACAGGCUGGUAACAACCUACUGAUCGUGCAGAGUCCCGGGCAGCCGGCUGUGGUGCAGCAGGUCCAGCUGGUCCAGCCCAAACCCGAAUCUCAAGUGGUCCAGAUCCCGCAGCAGGCCCUGAAAGUGGUGCAGGCCGCCUCCGCCACGCUGCCGCCCGUCCCACAGAGACAGUCGGUCCCUUCGAACCUGCAGGUCACUCCGACAGAGCCGUCACCAACACAGAUCCUCUUCAAAACAGCGUCGGGCGAGUGGCAGUCAGUUCUGCUCCAGGACUCGGUCUCCACGACAACGACCCCCACCACGUCGGUCGCCACCACCACGACUUCGCCGCCGGCCAGCACCAAAAAGACGCCGGCAGGGGGCCGGAAGGAAAGGACUCUGGCAAAAAUCGCCCCGGCGGGGGGGAUGAUAGCGCUGAAUACGUCGCAGCUCCCCUCGGCGACUCAGGCGGUGCAGACGAUCAGCAUCAACGGGGUCCAAGUUCAGGGAGUUCCUGUCACCAUCACCAACGCAGGGGAGGACGGAGUUAGUUGGUUUUCUCUGGAGGAAGACAAAGAACGUUAUAGACCAGAACCAGAACCAUUUGGCCAGCAGCACCUCACGGUGCAGACAAUGCAGGGCGGGGGGCUCCAGCUGGCGACGACGCAGGGCCAGCCGACCAUCCAGGUGGACCAGACCCUCACUUUGGAGCUGCCCGGUCAGCCAGGAGAGAAGAAGAGACGCAUGGCCUGCACCUGCCCCAACUGCAAGGACGCAGACAAGAGGCCCGGGGAGGUGGGGAAGAGGAAGCACAUCUGUCAUGUCCCCGGCUGUGAGAAGACGUUCAGGAAAACGUCGCUGCUCAGAGCUCACGUCCGGCUUCACACCGGCGAGAGGCCCUUCGUCUGCAACUGGGUUUUCUGCGGCAAACGUUUCACACGCAGCGACGAGCUGCAGCGGCACGCCAGGACGCACACAGGAGACAAGCGCUUUGAGUGCAGCCAGUGUCAGAAACGCUUCAUGAGGAGUGACCACCUGGCGAAGCAUUAUAAGACUCACAUAAACACCAAGAACCUGUGAGCCGGCUGUAUACUGAGUAUAUACGCAGACAAACUCUCGGAGACUAAAGACUGAGUUAGAGGAAGGAGGCGUAGAGGAGACGACACCGAUGGAGUGUGUGUGACUUAUCCCAUAAUGGGAAAUACUCCAAAUAACAGUCCCUAUACCCCCCCCCCCCCCCCCCCCCCCGCUCCUCUAGGACACUGUGUAGAGUGGUGUACAAAGAAAUCCUUCCUGGUGGACUUCAAACUGAUCCAGCAAAUUUAUUAAUAAUAGAUUUUUUUUUUGUUUUGUUUUUCUCUCUGGUCUGAGUCGAGGCCAGAACCAGCUCAAACUGAACAUGCGAGAAGACGAGACGGCGAGGCUUCAGAUUGAGAUGCUUAACUCUUCUUGCUUAUUUAUGAACUUCUCUUGCGGAAGAACAUACACAGAAUUAUUCAGACACCAACACCCAAGACCACAGGACUCCAGUCACAGUUUCCAUCUCUGUGGUUUUGUUUUUCUGCCCCUAAAUCCUGCCUGUUUCUUGUUUUUUUUUGGUUUAAUUGUGGAACACUGGGACAAGAGCUCUGAGAAAUUGGCCGACAAGAACCAAAAAAGGAAAAUAAUUUAACACUGUGUUUUGUAAAUUUAUCAGAAAUGUGAGAAAUGUGUUUUUACCUCAGUGGAUUGGUAAUUUUGUUUUAAGUUAUUUGUGUUUUACUGAAAAAAGUUGAGAAUCGUUAUAAAAAACUCCCCACCGCAAGACUUUUGAAGAUCAUUAGAAGUUUACAUUGGCUAUUUUUAAAGUGUGUAAAUCCAUACUAUUAAACAUAAUAUUAAUAAUGUUAAUAAACUAUUUAUAACAUUUUUUCCAUACAAUUGUUCCAAAUUGAUUUACAAAGUAGGCAUGUAAAAUAAAAAAGAAAAAGACUAAAUGAAAGUUAAAGUUAAAAAACGAGGUGAAAAAAUUUACAGCAGAAAUAUGAAGAGGAUAUAAAAGAACCAAUUAACACAUGUACUAAUUUGCUUUGAGGGUACAGAUGAGGCAAUACAACGUCUGGUAUCUCUGAUCAGAACAAAACAACAACACUCAGUUCAGACUUGGAAAUGGUUAAAUCUGCAGUUCGGGGCCAGAAGUCACUGUGCCUUAAAAGUUGUUGUUAAUAUCAAUUUACAAACAAACAUGCCACAAGCAAAGAGCUGCUGGAGAUGGAGGAUUGUGUUGGUGUCUUGGGGAAGAGUCACAUGCAGUGAUCUGAACGCAACGAAAAUGAUGGUACAGAACAAAUUUCAAGGAUGUUAAAUGUUACAGAAUAAAUCUAAAAUCUUAAAAAGUUGAGGCUUUUGAAGGGACUUGACUUUCCCAGUUUUUAUUGGUACAUCAAAUAAAUGUUCAUAUCUUCAAAAUCAACACUAUGAUGAUUUCAGUAUAUACUAAUGGAGAAUAAUAGAGGACCAAGGAUUGAUCCUUGUGGAACACCAGAUUUAAGAGAAUUUUAAAUUUACCUGCCCCACCAAAUUUUCCAAGUGAUUAUGCAGUGUUUAAUCAACCAUAUCAAAAGCUGUGUUGUGAUCAAGGAAAGUAGGAUGUCAUCUUUUGUUAACCACAAGGAAGAGAUCAUUAAUAACGUCUCAGAUGAGUGGAGGACUCUAUCUAUCUAAAGAUGUGAAGGAGGCACUGUUAGAAACAUAAAUAUAAAAAAUUGCGGUUUUUACGGAUAGUUUUGUAACCGAUAAGACUAUGUGGAUCCAUGUUGGGUUUUCUUUUUUUCUGUUGAUGUUUUUCUAUAGAUGAAACAUUCGUGGCAGGCUGUACCAAUAACAAGUCCAAGUUGUGUGGUCGUGAUGAUGUCCAAGGAAAUUGAUGAUUUUGACGUAUGAAACUACAGUAUGUAUACUACCUAAAAUUCUCUACCUUUAGAGAAGUGCUGCAAAAAAACACCUUAAUUUCCUGUGUUGUCAACGGCGAUGGGGCUGAGUUAAUGCCCCUAACCCAAAUCCAAGAGUUUUUAAAAGUUUGAGAAACAAGAUCUAAGAGUUUUCUUGAGUCUCCAGGUGCUAAGGAUUAAAUUCAGUGAAAUAUUAGUGAUUAGAGGCGUCUGUCGCCUGGUGAUAAACCCGCUCAUACUACUCUUUUCUCUCUGAGAUCCAACCAAGGUUGCUGUAUAGUUGGUUAUCUAGCUUGGAUACCACAACAGGUACGCUCACAUCAAGGGCUGGGUGUCAAACUUCAAUAUUUUUUGGUACUGAAAUGUGUCUGUGUGUAUCUGAGAGGUGGAGUAAUGAGGCACCAAAUGUUCGGCCAAAUCCAUAUUCUUUACUUGUUGUUUAAUCCCAUUUUUCUACUUUCAGACAGUAUUCUAUUUAAGUUCUUUAAUGGUUUCUUGUUACAUUUAUCUUUAAUAUCAACUCAACAACUUCUACUUCUUUUGUUAACCGAAGAAGUUUUUUAUCGUGGCGUAUAUUUUAUUUUAGAAAAAUAUGUUUGACUUCUCAAAGAAAGGUGUCCAAAAAAAGUGAAAAGUUGGUACCUGUACCAAACGAUACUCAGCCGUACUUGCCACUCCUUGUGUACUUAUAAAAAAAAGAACAACAAAAUUCCAGGGUAACUCUGCUAUUCUGCUUUACAGUUUUGAUUUGGUGAUUUGUAGCCUAUGCAUUGCUGUAAAUAUGAUUGAAUUCCCAAUUGUUUGGCCUGAAUUGACAAUCACGUCACAAAAUGCAAAAAAAGGAAAAAAAAAAAAGCUUUCUCAGGCCUUCGAUCAGUUACUUUGUACAUGAUUUUUUCCAGCUAUGUGAUAGCUUUAAUUCUGAAUUUACACUUGAGAAGUUUUUGUUGAUAUACUGAUGACCAGCAUUAGGCCUACUGUACAGUAUUCACACAAGUUACUUAAAUAUAAUUUGCUUUACAGCAAACAUACUGUUGCUUAUAUCGUUUUUGAUAUAAUGAAGAUGUAGUGACCUUUCACUAACAGGUCAUCAGUCAGUUCGAAGCCUGGAUUUGUAUCAGAGUUCCUUCUAUUUAAGAAAUACACCGACAGACGAUUAUUAAAAAAGCUCUUUGGUCAAAUUAGCUCAGUGCCAUCAGACAGCAGGUAGUUGAGUUUUCACUGUGGCGUGUUUUAAUACUGUGACAUACAUGUUCAAUGGAUGGUGCAGCCUUGCUAGACACUAUCCAACAACUACUUCUCUUUACACAACAGAGAAAUUUGACCAAAAAGCUCAGGUCAAGUCAGAUUUACUUUUAAAGCACUUUGAACCAGUUUUGUGAAGUGCUUCAAGGGGGGGCAACAGUCGAUGUAAAGCUUAGGUGGCCAAUAUUUGGUGUAUUUUUUUAAAUGUGUCUGAAGACAUGCGAUGCCAUUGGGAUGGAUAGACAGAGCCUGCUCAUAUUUAUGUUUGUAUUUCAUGUCUAAAUAUGUAAAUACAGUGUGUGUCUGGUAGACACAGUAAAUGUAGGAUAUUGAAAAACAAGAGUUAAGCUGCCUAGUGUUGUGAUUGGCGUGGCCAGCCCUGAAGGAAAUGGACUUUGUACAGUGUGUAAGGAAUAAAAUAUAAUGUGACAUUGUAUAGCUUCAUUCCUGCUUUGUAUAAGACUUCUAGAUCUUUUUUCUAUUGAAUUAAAGAUGCCUUAGAUAGCUGCACCCAGUAUUUAAUAAUGUUCUUUUUCUGUCUAAUUCCAGGUAACAACAUUUAUAAAAUUCCUUUUGUGUUUUUAACUUAUGUUACAUGCUAAUGUCAUGUGCACUGUUUAAAAUCCCAGGUUCCAAAAUUUGUAAAUUUAAUCUUGAUUGUAAUUAAACAUAAUAAGAUUUUCCAAAUUAAGACAUUUCUAUUGCUUGGUUUCUGUGAAUUAAAUGCUUCUCCUUCUCCGAGCCCGUCUGUCAUAUAAUGUUCUGCAGCCAAUUUCUUGUGUACAUCUGGAGAACCCAGAGAACCAGCAAUUCAUUUUAUAACUUGUAUAAAGGUGCUAAAACAUAAAGUUUGCUCCUUUUUUACAGUCACCCCCUCAAUAAAGAACUCAAACCA
Seriola aureovittata is the source of this 6003-nucleotide messenger RNA. It is a transcript of the gene sp2, whose product is annotated as sp2 transcription factor. The coding region runs from base 124 to 2013 and encodes 629 amino acids. Gene Ontology annotation, molecular function: RNA polymerase II cis-regulatory region sequence-specific DNA binding; DNA-binding transcription factor activity, RNA polymerase II-specific. The transcript is spliced from 9 exons. The record is from RefSeq and is a predicted model, not a curated record. Gene Ontology annotation, biological process: regulation of transcription by RNA polymerase II. Lineage: Eukaryota; Metazoa; Chordata; Actinopteri; Carangiformes; Carangidae.